AUGAUGAUGAUGAUGGUAGUGGGGCGAGGGCAGGGCGCCUGACGUGUCUCUUCAUCAUCAGCUUGUGAGGAGCGCACGGUGACACUUUAUCGCGCUCUUCUCUCUCGCGCUCUCUCAUUCCGACUCGAGCGCUGUGCCAUGCGAGCGCGUGCGUCUUCGCGUGCCAACCUCGCGUGCGCUCGGAGCGUCGGAUCCCGGCGCGAUGCGGGAAGUAUAACGAGAGCUCAGAUGUUUGGAGGUUCUCCACUGGAUUGUUGGUAAAUGUUCCUGCCCCACUCUCUGACGACCAUGCUUUAUUUCCAGCUGGUGAUCAUGGCGGGGACGGUCAUGCUGGCAUAUUACUUCGAGUACACGGACACGUUCAACGUGCACGUGCAGGGCUUCUUCUGCUACGAGAUCGCGUACACGAAACCCUACCUCGGACCCGAGGACACAAGCGCCAUCCCGCCCGCCCUGCUGUACGCGGUGGUCUCCGGGGUCCCCACGCUGCUGAUCACCGUGACAGAAACGGUGUUGUUCUUGAUACAGUACACAUCGAAAGAUCUCGACAGUCGAGAGAAGACCAUGGUGACUGGGGACUGCUGUUACCUCAACCCAUUAGUGCGGAGGACUUUCCGUUUCCUUGGUGUAUACAUGUUUGGUCUUUUCACCACAGACAUCUUCGUGAACGCUGGUCAGGUGGUAACGGGGAACCUGGCCCCUCAUUUUCUGACAGUGUGUAAGCCAAACUACACAGCUCUGGGUUGCCAGCAAGCUCUUCGCUACAUCAGCCAUCAGGAAGCCUGCACUGGCAAUGAGGACGACAUCCUACGAGCCCGCAAAACCUUCCCUUCCAAAGAGGCGGCGCUCAGCGUGUACGCUGCUGUCUACAUGGCUAUGUACAUCACAUUUACAGUGAGAGCCAAAGGAACUCGUCUGGCUAAACCAGUCAUGUCUUUGGGCCUGAUGUGCCUGGCUUUCCUUACGGGUAUUAACAGGGUGGCAGAGUAUCGUAAUCACUGGUCUGAUGUCAUCGCUGGCUUUAUCAUCGGUGUGGCCAUCGCUAUCUUUCUAGUGGUGUGUGUGGUCCAUAACUUCAAAGGCAAACAACUGCUGAACGAGGAUCCCCCACAGGACCCACUAAGCAAUGAUCCGAUGGUCAAUUCGCCCAGGGUUGAGAGUCCACUGGAGAAGUACAUCGCUUCACAGAAUCACAUCGCCUUCGCUGAGAUCACGUGACCUUGAUUCGCCGGUGUGGCAGACACAUUGGACAUCCACACUGUUUACUGUCCAGUCUCGAUAGUCCCGGCUCAACGCGCACGCAGUGGUCAUAUUCUCUAUAGUGUCGUUUUGGAUCGCUCUGCCCUUGCUUUGUGUGUGUGUGUGUGGAAAUAUUGGUCCUAUCAAUUAAUAACUGUUACCAUCACGCAACUAAUGACUGAAGCUGCACUUCACAUUUUCCCGAUCAGUUCUGUUGGCUUUCUUGCAAAACAAGCUUUUAUCUAGAGCUCAGAAUAUCUCUGCUGCUCUCAUAUGUGGAGAGCAUAUGUGUCUGUGUUUGCAUUUGAAAGGUUUAUGGCAGGUUGAUGCAAAUACCUGCGCUUGGAAUUCAAAAUGGACUUAUCUUGUAGUUGUGGAAAUUUUUCGUUGUCAUAUAUUCCUGAAAAUGUUUAUUCCUAUAUUAUUUUUUCUCAUUUAGUGCUUGCAUUGGAUGAAUGCAAACAUCUGGAAGCUUAUUUCUGCCUGAGAGUAAAAAAAAAAAAAAAAAAGGUUAUUAUGAGUUUAUUUCUUGGAACAAUUAUUUCACAAUGUGAUUUCUCAAGCCAUAUGUGUCUCAUAAUUGU
Carassius carassius (crucian carp) is the source of this 1823-nucleotide messenger RNA. RefSeq names its product phospholipid phosphatase-related protein type 5-like. Lineage: Eukaryota; Metazoa; Chordata; Actinopteri; Cypriniformes; Cyprinidae. The transcript has 6 exons. The coding region runs from base 262 to 1218 and encodes 318 amino acids. Gene Ontology annotation, biological process: phospholipid metabolic process; signal transduction; phospholipid dephosphorylation. The record is from RefSeq and is a predicted model, not a curated record. Gene Ontology annotation, molecular function: phosphatidate phosphatase activity.